Molecule: messenger RNA, 892 nt
Organism: Phasianus colchicus (ring-necked pheasant)
Lineage: Eukaryota; Metazoa; Chordata; Aves; Galliformes; Phasianidae
Product: pulmonary surfactant-associated protein A-like
Biological process (GO): ossification
Molecular function (GO): growth factor activity
Source: RefSeq, a predicted model, not a curated record
GAUACGUGCAUUUUCUUACAGCUUCCCUGAGCAACCAUGUUGUCUUACUCAUUCUGCAUGAUCGCAGCAGCAGUUGCUUUACUAAUGCCUUGCCAUGCACAAAACUGUGCAGAAGCUCCUGAGCUACCCAGUAUCCCUGGAAUUAGUGGACUGCCUGGUCUGGGAGGUCUCAGUAGAUACUUUGGAGGUCUGUUCCAGCCUUACAGAAAAGAGAAACUUCCUGAACGUCAGUGGUUACAAAGACAACAAGGUCUGUCUACUUUUGACGAUGAACUCUACAAUGUUUUACUGAAUCUAAGACAACGACUUUUCCAGCUUGAAGGAGUGCUUGUUUUGAAUGGGAAAAUAACAAAAGUAGGAGAGAAAAUAUUUGCCAGCAAUGGAAAGGAAGUCAAUUUUUCAUCUGCCCUAGAAUCCUGUGAAGAGACUGGAGGAACUCUCGCAACUCCCAUGAAUGAGGAGGAGAAUAAAGCUAUUAUGGGCAUUGUGAAACAGUAUAACCGAUACGCUUACUUGGGUAUUAAAGAGAGUGACACUGCAGGUCAGUUUAAGUACAUGAAUGGCCAACCUCUGAAUUACACCAACUGGCAACAGUAUGAGCCUAAUGGCAAAGGGACAGAAAAAUGUGUAGAGAUGUACACUGACGGAAAGUGGAAAGACAGAAAAUGCAACCUGUACCGCCUCACAAUCUGUGAAUAUUAGAGAAUGACCUUUCAGGCACCUGAGAACAAGGAGACCAUGAAAUACCCUGUGUUUCGUUCAGACUGACGCAAUUUCUGCAAUUAUUCUAUGUCAGAAAAUCUAAAAUGAAUCAUAUUACUAUAUAUUUUUAUGCUUAAGAAAAUGCCAAAUGUAGAAGGUGAUUAACUUAAUUAAAAUGUGCUUAAUCUGA